Molecule: messenger RNA, 1611 nt
Organism: Purpureocillium lilacinum
Lineage: Eukaryota; Fungi; Ascomycota; Sordariomycetes; Hypocreales; Ophiocordycipitaceae
Source: RefSeq, a predicted model, not a curated record
AUGGACACGAGACCGUCCGACGAGAACACGCCCCUGCUACCGACCGCCGCGCUCGCGCAAAAUCUCUCCGCCGACGGCCGUCCGCGAGGGCCCCGAACAGUCACCUUCAGCGCCGACCCUGUGACGAGGACAUUUGAGCCCGACUCGCAGCUCGCCCACUCUGACCGAACUCAACAUGCCGCGCCCGUCAGCGCCAGCGGUCAUGCGCUCGCGGGAAGCGGUGCCCUUGCCAGCGGCUCCAGUAUCGGCGCUGCAGGGCCUCCCGUACUUGCCGCACUGAACAGCAAGCUCCGUCGUCGCAACAGCCACAGCGCCGUCCCGAGCGCCCUCCAUCCCGUCGGCGCCAAGAUCGGGCCGCAGCGGAGCACCAAGAAGACGGAGAAGUUGAAGCUGCUGCCCAACCCGGACAUCGAGGAUGGCGAGGACGAGGAGAGUGGCCGCGACGUCUACUCGCAGUACACGCGCAUCAAGGACCCCACGGCCAGGAGAGACGCCGCCCGCCUCGGCAAGGGGGAUCGCACCCGCCUACCCCGCGUCACAGCCUACUGCACCGCGAACCGGUACGAGAUGGAAAGCCUCAUGCGCUUCCUCAAGGGCCGCGGAAAGACGCGCGGCGCCAACCCCAAGCUCAUCGACGAGUGCAUCUACACCCCCUACGCCUAUGGCGCGGCCAAGAGGGACAACCCCGUGCGGAACUAUGAGCGGCGGCACUCGACCGGCGGCGAGACCUUUGAAGCGGAGGAGGUGCGCACGAGCCUACAGCAGGAUGCCCGGCACGAUUCGGGCUACGGCGAUGAGUUCUCGGGCGGCGGCAACGACGCCGACGUCGGCCAGCUCAACAGCGACGAGCUACUGGGCCCCAGUGUCACCGAUGACAUGCCCGUUGCCGAAGGCAUCCCCGACUUUGACACCCAAGUGCACACCCCCGAGGUAUUUCUCUUCGACUACGGCGUCGUCGUUAUUUGGGGCAUGACGGAGGCGCAAGAGGCACGUUUUCUGAAGGACAUCGCCAAGUUCGAGCUCGAGAAACUGGCGCCCGACGAUGUCGAGACGGAACACUUCAACUUUUACUACACACGCGAGUACCAAGCGCGGAUAUACAACGACUUCAUCACGCUGCGUGAUAGGAACAACUACAUGACGAAGCUGGCUAUAUCCCACGCCCUCGCGCAGAGCGUCAAGACGUCGUUAUUCGAAGAGCUUAUUGCGUCGACCAUUGAUACGUGCAAGGACAUUCCGACGCAGAUUGCGCUCACGGGCAAAAUCGACCUCAGCCGCUCGCAGAUCAACAUGCAGAUUGGCGAGCUCUUCAUCCUCCGCAUUAACAUUCACCUUAACGGCUCCGUGCUCGACACGCCUGAGCUUUUCUGGGUCGAGCCGCAGCUGGAGCCGGUCUACCAAGCCGUGCGCAGCUAUCUCGAGAUGGACCAGCGCGUGGGCUUGUUGACGGAGCGACUGGACGUAAUUGCGGAUCUGUUGGCCGUGCUCAAAGACCAGCUGAGCCACGGUCACGGGGAGAAGCUGGAGUGGAUCGUGAUUGUGCUGAUUGCCAUGGAGAUUGUGGUGGCUGCCGUCAAUAUUGUGGUGGAUCUCUAUGCGGGCGAAGGUUAA